This is a messenger RNA of Micropterus salmoides (largemouth bass), 1483 nucleotides long. RefSeq names its product CMRF35-like molecule 8. The transcript is spliced from 7 exons. Lineage: Eukaryota; Metazoa; Chordata; Actinopteri; Centrarchiformes; Centrarchidae. The record is from RefSeq and is a predicted model, not a curated record. Bases 47 to 1177 code for a protein of 376 amino acids.
UGGUUUACAACCACAUCAGCUCUAUUUCCUUUCCAUUAAUAGCAAGAUGCAGAGCCUUCAAAACAUGCUGGUCAUCCUUUUCAUUCCUCUGAGCUGUGUGAUGAGUGCAGCAAAAGAAAUCCAAGUGUUUGGAUAUGAACAGAGCGAAGUUAAAGUUUCCUGUCCAUAUGAAGAUGGAUAUGAGUCCUAUAAGAAGUACUUGUGCAGGAAUGAAUGUGACUAUGAUCAUGAUGUUGUGAUAACGACUACAGAAAUGAAGAAGGAUAGAUACUUCGUCCAUGAUGACCAAAAGAAACACAUCUUCACAGUGACCAUCUCUAACCUUCAUUAUACAGAUGCUGGGAAAUACUGGUGUAUGGUGGAGAAGUUUUGGUGGGAUCUCUUGACUGCUGAAGUAAAAGUGGAGGUAAUGCCAGAGUGGUGCUGUGUGAAGACAAAAAAACUGAGCGGCAUUGUGGGACAUCCAGUAAUUAUGCAGUGUCCCUAUCCACCACAACACUGGGAUAACAGGAAGUUCCUCUGUAAGGGAGACCACCGCAACAACUGUACAGAUAUGGGGACGAGUCACAGCAGGUUCACACUGCAAAAUGAUGUUUCUUCCAGCUCUUUCUUGGUCACAAUCACAGAGCUGAAAGCAGGAGAUGCUGCAAUAUACUGGUGUGGUUCAGACUCACAGUGGAGUCCUGGAAACUACACCAAGAUUCAACUGUCAGUGGUCUUCCCAAAGCAGACCAGCACUGUGAGAUCUACCAGCAUUGUGAUCUCUACCAGCACUGUGGUGGAUCCUGUUGGAUCACAAACGACACAUAUCCCUGGCAAAGAUAUUAAAGAUGCAGCGCUCUUACACCCUGUGGUUUUUGUUGUGCUCGCUAUGCUGCUCAUACUGACAUUUGCCCUGUUGGUAGUUUAUAAAUACAAAAGUUACAAAGAGCAUGGAGCUGGAGUUAACAUGAACAGAAACCAAACCAGGGCAGCAGAAGUGGAGGAAGUGAUCAGUGUUGCAGAUAUUUAUGAAAAUGAAGAUGUUGUAGCACGCUCAAAGCAGGAGACCUCCAAACCAAAGAGCACCUGUGACCACAAUGAUGAUGCUGAUGAAGACCAGUCUGUGUACCAAAACUUUGCUAAAACAGAGGAUAUCUACUGUAAUAAAAUGUACAUUAAAGCCAAUAGGAGAUGAACUGCAUACACAUUUGUGAUUAAACCUUGCAUUUUUGGGUCACGUUUGUACCCAAAUGCUCCUGUUUGUAUUGUCUGUUUGUAUUUUGUAUUAACAUACACCUACCACUGUGACCAACCUUUUCAUUGUCUCAAAACAUGUAAAGUGAUUAUUUGCACAGAAUUUUACUAUAAGAUAUAAUUAGUACUUAAAUUCAUUGCUUUAACUUUGAUUUUUUUUUUUUAUAUUCAUUUGGAUUGCUUAUUGUUAAUAUAACAAACUGUUAACAUAACUGCACUCCUUGUAAGAAACUGUAACCAUUUCAGC